UUAUGUUUUAAUUUCUGAUUAUUAUUAUUUUGGUUAUCUGUUUCAAUUGUCAAGUAUGAAAUGUCAAAUUCAGCUGUAGCUUACUUCAAAAUGAAUUGAUUUCACGAAAAGAAAUAUUUAUAGUAUGUUUACGAUCCAAAAAUAAGCAAAAUCCAGAAGGUUUCCAAAAUGAUUGCCAGGCCGUGGACGGAUGAUUUGCCUAAAUGCAGAAAUGCUUGUGUAGCGUCGUAUUUCUCUCAACUCAGCAAUGCUAGUUCUACCGACGACUGCCUGUGUUUUUAUUGUCAAACAGAGGAUAAUUCGUGUCUAUAUGGUGUGUUUGAGCCCCAUAAUGGAUUGGAAGCUGCUAGGUUUAUCAUGCAGAGAAUGGCUGCAGAAUUACUUCUUCCACCUCCAUCUAUUAAUAAUACCGAUGAAGAGAUUAGGGAAAGACUAAGAAAUGCAUUCAUAUCAGUGGAGAAAGCAUACAUUGAGAAUUACGACGGCAUGAUAGCUGAACGCACAAGCUUGCAAUACAGAUUGCAGACUCUUAACGAAACACAGAUUUCCCAAAACUGCGACAACAUCCUACACCGUCUAAAGGAAAUCGACCAGCACCUCUCUGGAGGUGCUACAGUAGUACUAGCUCUAGUUCACAAUAACAAGCUAUUUGUAGCCAACGUUGGAGAGACGAGGGCUCUAUUGUGCAGGACUGAUGAUAACUCUGUGUUGCGAGUUGUGCAACUCACUAUGGAUCAUAGUUUGAACAAUGAAGAUGAGUUGUUGAGGCUGUCACAGCUGGGAUUGGAUGUUAAUAAGUUGAGGAACGUGCAAUACCUAGGCAACCAAACGGGCACUAGAUGUCUCGGUAACUACCUAGUGAAAGGGCUAUACAAGGCGUUUCCAAGCAUUGGUGCAGCGGCCACUGAGCCAGUGGUGGCCUUGCCGGAAAUACAUGGCCCUAUAGCUUUGGAUGAGUCUUGCAGGUUCCUAGUUCUAGUCAGCGCGGGUGUUUACAAACGUAUCCAAGAAGUGAAAGGAAGUAGCGAAGAAACAAACAAACAACUCGCGCAGAAAAUCGUAGAAAACUUCCGCAAACAGUCAGAUUUCACGCGCGUCAGUCAAGCUGUGCUCGAAGAAAUUGAAGAUGAAUUCCUCUCAUAUUGCGUUAAAAAUAAUCUAACUCCCAAAGCGAACACACACAUAACCUUACUAAUUCGCAAUUUCAACUUCCUCCCGCCAAUACCACAAAAUGACAGCUGUCAAAAACAAAACGCAUCUGUCAGAUUCAAUCCGAUUGUGCAAUCGAAAUCGAAUACGCUGUUGAAUGAAAUCGAUUCUGAGUUGUAUUCGUCUGGUACAAAUGAGUGCGAAACGAAUGAUUCGAUUGUUGAUACCAAUAGAUCUAUCGAAUCGACGUCCGAUAUCUAUCCGAAUAGACCGUAUGAAAAGGACAAGAGAAUUAAAGGUUAUGUGGAUUUUUCUUGUUAUUACGAGAAUGUUGCGAAGGCAAGGAAAAAUGGGACUUUACCUAGUUUUAUAAAAUAGAUAAAUUGUAUCAAUGUAGAUAUUUAUAAUGUAUUUUGAGAUUUUAACAGUAUUCAUGUUGAUUUUAAUAAAUAGUUUAUAAUAAA
Molecule: messenger RNA, 1613 nt
Organism: Colias croceus (clouded yellow)
Lineage: Eukaryota; Metazoa; Arthropoda; Insecta; Lepidoptera; Pieridae
Gene: tab1
Product: TGF-beta-activated kinase 1 and MAP3K7-binding protein 1-like
Exons: 7
Coding region: 169-1527 (452 amino acids)
Biological process (GO): protein dephosphorylation
Molecular function (GO): protein serine/threonine phosphatase activity
Source: RefSeq, a predicted model, not a curated record